CGUAUCCAAGUGCUUCCGGGUAAGUUCAGAGCAUGACUUCUGGCUCUCAAAUCAUCAAAACAUGUGCAGCUAAGUAGAAGAAAACAUGAGUUCUCAGAAAGGUAACGUGUCUCGUUCUCGAGGACAGAAGCAUCAAAAUACCACAGCCUUCAAAAACGACAAAUACGGAGCGACUGUGCAAGUAAAGAAAGCGAAAGCGAAGAUCCAUGAUGGGCUUUGCCAACACUGUAAAGAUGUUCUUGAGUGGAAAGUCAAAUACAACAAAUACAAACCACUAACACAGCCCCGAAAAUGUGUCAAGUGUUCUCAGAAGACUGUAAAGGAUGCUUAUCACAUCAUUUGUAAGCCCUGCUCUCUUCAGUUAGACAUCUGCUGCAAGUGUGGCAAGAAAGAAGAAAUUAUUAUUCCAGUAAAUUCACAUCUGGACAAAGAUGACCAAGAAGAAGGAUGUCAACAGAAAAAAAGUGGACGGAAGAAUGAAGAUUUGGACAUUGAUGAAGAUGAAGAAGAUGAUGAUUUUGGUGAUCUCAGAGAUGAUGAUGAUAAUGAGGACUGUGAUAGUGAUUCUGAACGAAAGACAAAAGACAAGGCUGCCUUGGUCCAAGAAGUGUCCCAAAUUAAUAUUAAAGACUGAAAACAUCAAGAGCAGUGAUUUUCCCAAGUGGACUUUUUUUUUACACCUGAAUUAAAUACAUUUAUUCAUUAAAGUUCAAUGUGAGGUUUCAUUUAUGA
Sphaeramia orbicularis (orbiculate cardinalfish) is the source of this 732-nucleotide messenger RNA. It is a transcript of the gene c9h9orf85, whose product is annotated as chromosome 9 C9orf85 homolog. Bases 86 to 634 code for a protein of 182 amino acids. The record is from RefSeq and is a predicted model, not a curated record. NCBI's taxonomy places the organism in Eukaryota, Metazoa, Chordata, Actinopteri, Kurtiformes, Apogonidae. The transcript is spliced from 4 exons.